Molecule: messenger RNA, 2266 nt
Organism: Pelagomonas calceolata
Lineage: Eukaryota; Pelagophyceae; Pelagomonadales; Pelagomonadaceae
Source: the annotation of a GenBank genome assembly
GCACCGCUCACAAACAGCACCCACCAGGAGACUGCUGCGCAGCAGUUUGCAAGCGCAAAAAAUGGAGAAGAAGGAAAGCGACCUUCACGACCACCACCGCUCCGGCUGGCACACGAUGUAUCAGAGUAGACAGGCGGUGCCGCAGCAUUUCAACAAGCCGCAGCCGCCGCCCCCGAGAGAAGACCCGCCGACGCCGCCUCCCUCACCACCGAGAAGGACGCGCGACGACGAUGUUGACGAGUUCAUGAGCUUUACGGGCGUCACCGACCGCGCCUUGGCCGCACGCCUCGUCGAGGACGCCUUCGCGCAAGGCAAGUCAUUAAGGCAGGCCAUCCGCGAGUACCUCGAGAGUUUAGAUCAAAUGAAGAAGGACCGGAGAGAUGCUGUGAUUGCCGAGUUGGUCGGGAUGGGUUUUGACGCUGAUUUGGCAGGUCGCGCAUUCGACGCGUGCGGUGACGACGUUCCGAGAUGCGCCGCGUGGUGCAAGGCGCGGCGCGACGCGGUGAUCGCCGAAUUAGUAGGCAUGGGCUUCUCCACGGACUUAGCGGGGCGCGCCUUCGAUAUUCAUGGAGACAAUAUUGAACAGUGCGCGGCCUGGUGCCUGGCCCAGCGACCGCCUGUACCGCAAGCGUCCGACGCCGACUUCGCGCUGUUCGGUUCCAUGAAAGCGCCGGCGCCCGCGCCGCCGCCGCGACCUCCAAGACCACCGCCGCGGCCCGCACCCGUAACCACGGCGCCGCCACCCGCAAAGAAGCCGGAGGCGCCCUGGUCCGACCUGCCGCCCGCGAUCGUGGCCGGCACGAACCCCUACGGCCACGCGCCUCUCAAGAUCAUUAGUACGCCUGCGGCUGGUGUUGCGGAUGGCGCCUUCGAAGCCCAGAAAGCAAGGAAUGCCGCAGGCUUAGUACAGAAGGCCGGAGCCUUGUCCAAGUUGUCCUCGGGCGGCCUCAUCGGCAAGAAGGCCGUCCGCUGGCAGGGCCGCCACUUCUCGUUAGGUCAUAGGUCGUUGGCCUACGGCGAGACGCCGGGCGAAGGGCUCUGGGAGGCGAAAAAAAAAUUUAACAUCUGGGGCUCGUACGUCGUCCCGGAAGCGGCGGAUCGAGCUGCCGGGCGGCAGCACGCUAUUGCGGUGUAUCGCGGCGACGAGGACGUCAUCGCGGGGCCUCGAUCCGGUGCGGAUAAAAGAAGAAGUGCGGCGGCUCUAUCAGACAGAGACGCGACGGCGCGGGACCAGAUUUUGCUCGUUGCGGCGGAUUCUGAUCUGGAAGCGCGCCAGUGGACUUUGAGUCUGAUGGCCGCGGCUGGCAGAAGGGGCGUUGGGAUCGUGAUAGGCGAGGACGCUUCUCACAUAGAUCUUAGGGCGAUACUGGCCGAGCCGUUAGGCCUCGAGGCGGUCUCAGCGGACCAUCGUCCAUUGAUAGCAACUAUCGAAAAGAACGGCGCGGCCCACGCCGCCGGGCUGCGAGCGGGCGACGAGCUCGUGCAAAUUAACGGCGUCAACGUGCCGCCGGCCGACGCGCCUACUUUGAAUAAGAUCUUACAGGCGUCGGCGAAGCCCCUCGACUUGCGAUUGAGACGGUGCACGUCGCAGAUCAACCAACGGACGCGGCGCGACCUCGCGCGAAACGCGCUGCGGUCCGUCGCGUCGAUCGUCCAAUCGCGAGACGCGCUCCACAAGCAGUCGCUCGAGGUCGGCGCGGCUUUACGGGCGGACCAGCAAGCUAGGAGUGAUGCAGCGCAACGCCAGGCCGAGGAAGCUUCUAGGUUGGAGGCGGCGCGUCGGGCUUCUCUGGCGGACGAGGCGCAGCGGUCCGCGCGCGUCUCUCGUAAUGAUGCGGUGGACGCGGCCGUCACGGACGCAUUAUCUGCGGCGCGCAAGGCCGAGGAGGCCGACGCAGUCUUUGAUCCAGGAAAGGCCGCCUCUCUGAAAGCGGAGGCGCGCGGGAUGCUUGAUAGGGCCGCGCCGAUGUUGAGGUCCGAAGAGGCUAGGCAACGCCUCGCCGCGGCGGCCCCCGGUUUGGACCUCGCCGCUUUGUAUGAUCGGUUGGUUGGGCCCGCGCCAUCGACGCGCACGGCCGUGGCGACGCACGCCUGGGAGGCCGCGGAGCCGUGGCAGGUGGCGUUGGCCGCGGGCGCGCGCGUCGCCGUCACCAAAACGCUCGAGGACGGCUGGUCCGAGGUGAAGCGCCUCGACGACGGCGCCUCGGGUUUGGUGCCUACCGGGUAUCUGGAAUUUGAGGCGGUGUCGGCGAACGCGCGCGUGUAA